AUGACUCGAUUGUUCAGCUGGGCCGCUGCCCUCUCAGUGGUUUCUGUUUUCUCUAUUUCACAAGUAUCGGCAUAUGUCGGCGAGGUCCAUAAUUACACUAGGCGCGCGACAACUGGUAAUGGUUGGGACAUCGAUGGCAAAUCUUUUGACUAUGUGAUUGUUGGUGGUGGUACAGCCGGUCUGGUACUGGCUAAUCGCCUCUCUGCUGAUGGUUCUAACUCAGUGGCUGUCAUUGAGGCUGGACCCUCUGGCUAUGAGGACAACGACAAGUUUAUCGUCCCCUCAGCCAUGUUGUAUGACUCUGCUGUCAACACACAGUACGACUGGCAGUACAAGACAACCUCCCAAAAACAUCUGAAUGGAAAGGAAAAGUCUUGGCCCCGUGGAAAAGUCCUUGGUGGUAGCAGUGCGAUCAACGGUCUUUACUAUGUUCGUCCUAGUCGGGAAGAAGCUGACGCUUGGGCCGAGCUCGCCGGCAAAAACGGCUGGAACCACUGGGGUUGGGACAACCUGCUUAAUGGUAUGAAGAAGAGCGAGAAGCUUCAAACUCCUCUUAAGAGUGUUCGCGAACAAGCCCAUAUUGAGUAUGACGGUAGGUCGCAUGGACGGAAUGGCCCAAUUCACACUACUUGGCCCGCUGUAACGUAUGGGCCCGUCGGUGCUUUUAUUGAAUCUGCGUCUAAAGUAGCUGUCCCCCGAGUCAAGGAUGCCUAUGACGGCGAGAACCAUGGUACAUAUGUUGCACUCUCGUCUAUGAACAAGCGUAACUGGCAGCGCAGCUUCUCGCGUAACGAGUAUCUGGAUCCAAUCUCUGACCGUAACAACCUGCAAGUUCUCACUGGCCACCUGGUAACCCAGGUUAUCUUUGACCGUUCUGACAAGAACCACGUUCAAGCCACGGGUGUGCACUACAAAGCGAGUGUAGACGAAGUGGAGCACACAGUACACGCCAACAAGGAAGUUAUUCUUUGCGCUGGUGCGAUUAACACUCCUCAGAUCCUGCAACUCUCAGGUAUUGGUUCCUCAGAUCUACUGAACCGUCACGGUAUUGAUGUUGUGGUUGACCUGCCUGGUGUCGGUGAGAAUCUUCAGGAUCAUAUUAGUUUCGGCCUGUCUUUCCGUGCUAAGAACGACAAGGACGUUGCACCUCAACAGAUCACUGGCAACAAGAAGACUGAUUCUUACGUCAACUCUGCUGUGUCGUACGUUAACUUCGAGAGUCUUUUCAAGCACCCUGAUCACGUGCGCUCCAAGCUCCAAGCGCGUGCCCGUGAGCUUGCCGGUGAAGGCAAGAAGAAUGAGGCUGUGCGCAGGGGCCACGAGAAGACCUAUGAGUCUAUGGCUCAGCACGUCUUCGGCGAAGAUGUCGUAUCGCCUGUGGAGAUUCUAGGCAAUCUUAUCUUCGGCAGUAUUAACAUCCAAGCUGCUCUGCAACACCCUCUGUCGCGUGGCUAUGUUCGAAUUAAGAACAAGAAUCCCUUCGAGUGGCCUCUGAUGAACCCGAACUACUUGAAGGAGGAUAUGGACAUGACUAUGUUGCGCCAGUCACUUAAACUGAUUCGCAAGAUUUCACAAGAGUCUCCUCUCAAGGACCUCAUUGCCCACGAGGACUCACCUGGCUCUGACGUGCAGUCGAAUGAGGACCUUGAAAACUGGAUUCGCGAAAAUGCCGGCACCGAAUACCAUCCAAGUAGCACCUGCUCGAUGUUGCCGAGGAGCGAGGGAGGUGUUGUUGCCCCUAAUCUUAAGGUACAUGGUACAAGCAACUUGCGUGUCGCUGAUGCCUCAAUUCCACCCCUUUCGAUGUCAUGCCAUUUGGAGUCGGUAGUGUACGGUAUUGCCGAAAUUGCCGCCGAUCUUAUCCUUGGCAACUAA
Molecule: messenger RNA, 1875 nt
Organism: Malassezia globosa CBS 7966
Lineage: Eukaryota; Fungi; Basidiomycota; Malasseziomycetes; Malasseziales; Malasseziaceae
Exons: 1
Coding region: 1-1875 (624 amino acids)
Molecular function (GO): flavin adenine dinucleotide binding; oxidoreductase activity, acting on CH-OH group of donors
Source: RefSeq, a predicted model, not a curated record